Molecule: messenger RNA, 1541 nt
Organism: Chlamydomonas reinhardtii
Lineage: Eukaryota; Viridiplantae; Chlorophyta; Chlorophyceae; Chlamydomonadales; Chlamydomonadaceae
Exons: 6
Coding region: 143-610 (155 amino acids)
Source: RefSeq, a predicted model, not a curated record
GGGGUGGUCACGCCCCUCUGCAUUUAUUAAAACCACUACUCUAUACAAGUUUGCAGCGACAACUUUACAAGCGCACGCGUUUCGAAAGUUUGACCAAGGCUCUACGUUCGCGGUCUCGGCACUCGGAGCACCUGAGUCAACGAUGGGCUUGAAUAUGCAGUAUAAGGGUCUCAGCUACACCACAGCUGUCAUCGCCAUCUUGGGGGUGGCGCCGUGGGGAGUGUUCUUGGGCGGCGUGGCCAAGGCAACGACUGAGCUUGAUGGCAAGCUCAUCAAGCAGGCCGAGGUCAUGCUUGAGUGGUACAUCGUGGCUGCCCAGAUCGUGUACAUGGUGGCCAUCGCCGCCGUUGGCUUCGCUGGUCAGCUCCGCCGCUGCGACUCGCUUUUCAACAAUUUCCUGGCGGUGAACACAUUCCUGCUGAUCUAUCGUGCCACGAUUCGCAUCAACCAGGCCCAGUCCCUCAAGGACGACAACAUCUACGUGUCAGACUGGCUGCACCUGCCAUACGUCCGUGCACUUGCUGCCGGGCAGGUUUCCUGCGCCGCUUGGAACCUAUUCCUAGCUAUCUUCCUGGGCCUUGCUGGCUCCACGCCUGAGCCCACUAAUUAAGCUGUGUGACGCUGACACGGCAUGGCGCCCUGAGCAUGAUAUUCAUGCAUAUGGAUAAGUAGUGCGGUGUUUGGCGCGUUGGCACUUUGUGCGAUAGUCAGUAUAGCAUUGGCGGGCUACAGCUGGAGUUCUAUUCUUCCGAGCUCAACGUACGGAUCCCACAGAACCUCCAGAGAGGUAGUAUGGCGGUUGCUACCGCAAAGGAGUCCUGGACCUGCUGUAGCCACGGUGCGUUGGUGUUUACAUGCAGUGGAUUUGGCGCUCCUGACAAAGUGCUUGGGGUUUGGGUGCGCUGCGGUAUUGCCUUCUGAGGAUGUAAUGCAUUCAGACAUUCAGUGAAGCCGUGGUCAGCCGUGGUGAAGUAAGCCUUCAAGAAUCUGGACGGCAGAGCCGUGGACGCUGGUCGCCUGCGUGCAGGUGCGCUGCUCCUCUGCUUCACGCGUGUGGGUGGCGGUGUGUGUGUCUGGUGCUAUCGCCUUGCUGGGCGCCCGGAGCGUGAGAAAAUAUUGACUUCUCCGGAGCGAAGUAUGAGCGUCACGACGAUAAGUGGGUUAUUGACGUGCUUGAAAAACGCAACACGCACAAGCGAACAUGACGUUGUAGAGAAGUGGGUAUGGCUGGCACGGAGUGCCGUACGAGGCGCUAUUGCGCCUCCAAGUAGCGCAGCUGCUGCUGGUAGCAGCAUCUGCCGUUUGUCUCUUUCUAUCUUACAGAAUUGUUAUGCCGUGUUCUUGCUUUUAUGGCUGAAGUGAAUACUUCCCGCCCACCCACCCUUGAUCUGCCGGUAGGAGGCAACUGAGAGACGCCUAACGGCCACUAGGUCAAAGUGAACUUGGGGUUUCGGGUUUCAGCACCGACUGUGGGGCUUGCCUGCUUGCUUUGUUGCUUGUAGCGUUGAGGAGUGAGAACGCGCAUCAGCAAACUAUAGCAC